UGUGAAUUUUCAGGUAUUGGUUUAGGCUUCUUGAUUGUGAUAAUUGGCAUUACUUGGAUAUACUUUUCCAUUCAGAAGAGGAAACUCAUGAAACAAAGAGAGAAAUUUUUCCACCAAAAUGGUGGUUUGUUAUUGAAGCAACAACUCUCUUCUGAUGAGGGUGGUAUGGAAUCAGCCAAAAUAUUUUCUAUCGAAGAUCUUGAAAAGGCCACCAACAACUAUUCCGAAAAUCGCAUUAUUGGUCGAGGGGGCUAUGGAACAGUUUACAAAGGGAUUUUGAGCGAUAAAAGUAUUGUUGCAAUCAAGAAAUCAAGAAUAAUGGAUGAGAGCGAAGUAGAGCUAUUUGUCAAUGAGGUGGUUAUUCUGACUCAGGUUAACCACAGAAAUGUAGUCAAACUAAUUGGAUGUUGUUUGGAGACUGAAGUACCUUUGUUAGUGUACGAAUAUAUCUCAAACAAUACCCUAUAUUACCAUAUACACAACAGUCGGGGAAUGCCCUGGUUUUCUUGGGAAAACCGGUUGAGGAUUGCCACUGAGGCGGCCGGUGCACUUGCCUAUCUUCAUUCUUCAGCAGGAAUGCCGGUUAUCCACAGAGAUGUGAAGUCACCCAAUAUAUUGUUGGAUGAAUUUUACACUGCCAAAAUUGCAGAUUUUGGAGCUUCGAGACUUGUCCCUAUUGAUCAAACACGAGUGACCACUCUUGUACAGGGCACUUUGGGUUAUCUUGAUCCUGAGUAUUUUCGUACAGGUCAAUUGACUGAGAAGAGCGACGUUUAUAGCUUCGGGGUAGUCUUGGCCGAGCUUCUGACAGGGAGAACACCUUUGUCAGCUGAAAAAAGUGAAGAAGAGACGAACCUAGCUAAUUACUUCGUGUUGUUGGUUAAUGAAAAUCGAUUGUUCCAAAUUAUUGAGCCUAGAAUUUUGAGGGAAGGGAGUUUGGAGCAAAUCAGUGCAGUGGGUGAGACUGUUAAAAGGUGUCUCGAGCUAAAAGGCGAAGAAAGGCCGACUAUGAAAGAAGUGACAAUGGAAUUGGAGAGGUUGAGAAAGUAUAAUCCACAUUCCAACAAACAAGAAAAGAUAAUUACACCUGACGGAAACAUGGACUCAAAAGGUGAGCAACAAGCUGAUCUGUAUCCAGUUCCCAUUACUCCUGAAUUCAGCACAGGGGAGUACUCUGUGCAGUUCAACUUGGACAGCCAGUUGUUCCAUGCAAUCAACGACCCUCGCUAAAUGGAAAGAACAAUGAUGUUUCAGGUUUCAUGAUUUUUCCCUUGAUGCUUUUUAUUGUUC
Molecule: messenger RNA, 1290 nt
Organism: Erythranthe guttata (spotted monkey flower)
Lineage: Eukaryota; Viridiplantae; Streptophyta; Magnoliopsida; Lamiales; Phrymaceae
Source: RefSeq, a predicted model, not a curated record